Messenger RNA from Annulohypoxylon truncatum, 1810 nucleotides. Its product is annotated as Protoglobin-domain-containing protein. The transcript has 3 exons. The record is from RefSeq and is a predicted model, not a curated record. Gene Ontology annotation, molecular function: oxygen binding; heme binding. NCBI's taxonomy places the organism in Eukaryota, Fungi, Ascomycota, Sordariomycetes, Xylariales, Hypoxylaceae. Bases 476 to 1300 code for a protein of 274 amino acids.
AUCCAAUUGAAAUCUCAUUCCUCUUUCCUUUUUCUCUUUCUCUCAAAGCGCGACGACCAAAGGGCUGAGGAAGUCGGAUGAUAUAUCGAAAAUGACAUCAUGUUGGCCUGAUAUAGCCCAUUCUCCGUAGAUGACAAAACAGGAGCUCGCGAAUGGGCGAUUUCCUAAAUCUUCAGCCUCUCACCCCUGGCGUCGUCGACAUCCCUGACGUCCCCGGUCAGCCCAGAACUGAGAAAGCGCCCGACGGGAUGGUUCGAUGGUCCCACACGAUGUCAUGCCAUCAUCGCUUCAUUCCUGUAGCACAACUUGACUCUCUACAUCAUUGUACAUCUAUAUAAAACUCAAUUCUACAGUAGGUAAUAUUUCUAGUACGUUAGAAUGCCAAUUAAAAAUUAUCCAUUAUUAAAUACCAUCUCUUCAAGCUCAGCUUCAAUACCUGGUAGGAGUUCAUUUGGCACGUACAGUUAGACUCACGAUGGGACCCUCAGCACGACCUAGACAACAUAUUGAUCGAAAAGAUCUAUACACGAACCUCGAGGCCCGCAUUCAAUAUCUUCACUCCUUCAUCGACUUCAGUUCAAAUGACAUCGAGGCUUUGAUAACAGGGUCAAAAUACAUAAAGCAACUUAUCCCUGCCAUCGUCAACAUUGUCUAUCAAAAGUUGUUGCAAUAUGACAUCACAGCACGGGCCCUGGAAACUAGGAGCACGAGCUACGACGGUCCCGUAGACGCGAACCUCAACGAGAAUAGUCCCCAGAUCCUCCAUCGCAAGAUGUUCCUACGGGCAUACCUAGCCAAGCUGUGCUCCGACCCCAGCACUCUGGAGUUCUGGGAGUAUCUAGAUAAAGUCGGCAUGAUGCAUACCGGACGUGGGCGCGAGCAUCCCCUCCACGUGGAGUACGUACACAUCGGCGCAUGUCUCGCCUUCAUCCAGGACACCCUUACAGAAGCACUUCUCUCGCAUCCCCGGUUGCGGAUGGAUAAGAAGAUCGCCUUGGUCAAGGCUAUCGGCAAGGUCAUCUGGGUUCAAAACGACCUAUUCGCGAAGUGGUACGUCCGCGAUGGCGACGAAUAUGCCGACGAAAUGGAGAGGCAGCAGGUAGAGCCGGAGGGAUUCCUGCAUGGAAAGAAGAUAUUGGAAGAUAUCGAGGAAGGGCUCCCUUCGUCGCCAACGUGCCCCUUCUCGGGACUGUCUGCCGCAGAGAAAGCGGACGCCUGCACCGGAUGCGGUGAUAAGGAAGAGAAGGAGAACGGCUGCACAUCAUCGUUGCCCAUCCGAUCCCAUAUAGAAACAAGCUAAGGUUAAAACGAUUUCGGGCUGAGGGAUGUGAGAAUCCUUUAUACUAAGGACAUAGCCCCCUUCGACGGGCCUUAGCGAGGCAUAAUGACAACCCCACAGUGCUAGGGUUGAAAGAAUCUGUAUUUACCUUAUUCAAAUAUGUGAACUCUAGGGCAUGGUUAGGAGCGGUGUUGGGGUAUGAUGCAUUCAAAGGAGUUACUAGGGCCAUGUGGGAGUUACAUACAAUGUACAUUCACAUUGGAUUAGACACAAAAAAAUGAUAUUAGGUAAUCCAUGCCUGGCCAAGACACAUGCAGGUCAUGGCUAGUGGGGUUAUACCCUGAGUUUACGAAGGGAUAUUGUGGAUCUAAACUUCUAGGCUCCUAGCAAAAUUCCUUAUCAAAAAUUUCCUAUCGCGGUAAUCCCUUAAAGUCCGGCCUUAAAGUUGUGUGACACCGAUAGCUCCAGGAAAGCGUGGCCGUUGAUUGGGUGCAGGGCCAGGAAUAAUGGGUCGAAAAGGGUGAUUAAUAA